AUGCACAAGUCAUCCAACCAGCGGCUGAUUACCAACAUUGGUAAGGACGAGGAACGCAGAGACGAGAACGUAAACAGCAUGACAGCACGCGCGGGCCAGGACGAAGUGCCAGAAUGGCUAAAGCGAGAUGGCUUGGUAGCUGGCCUGUUACCGAUUAUAGAUAUCUGGGUCUGGAGUCCCUGA
Molecule: messenger RNA, 183 nt
Organism: Sparassis crispa
Lineage: Eukaryota; Fungi; Basidiomycota; Agaricomycetes; Polyporales; Sparassidaceae
Exons: 1
Coding region: 1-183 (60 amino acids)
Source: RefSeq, a predicted model, not a curated record